GAUACAAUGUAUGUACUAUUGAAUACUUUCCUCCCAUCGACUUUUCUCACCAAAGUGGCAGGCAAAAUUUGAACCAUAUGAAAGGCCAGUACAUUGCAUUCUUCACACGCUUCUCUACAAAUAUAUAUAGAGACUCUCCAUAUGUCUCUACAACAAACACACACUCAUAACUCAAAAAAACAGAACAAAAAUGAGCUCUCUUACGGUGAGAGCUGCUUUGUGCUGUGUAGUGGUUAUUGUGCUAAUUGGAGCACCACCCUUCUCCGAUGCUCAGCUAGAUCCCUCGUUUUAUAAUAGUACUUGUUCAAAUGUGCAUUCAAUUGUGCGUGAAGUGCUCAUAAAUGUUUCCAAAUCUGAUCCACGUAUACUUGGCAGUCUCAUGAGGCUCCACUUUCAUGAUUGUUUUGUUCAAGGUUGUGAUGCAUCAAUCUUGCUAAACGAUACCUCAACUGUCGUGAGCGAACAAGGAGCUGCGCCGAACAACAACUCCAUCAGAGGCUUGGAUGUUGUGAAUCAGAUCAAGACCGCAGUAGAAAAUACUUGUCCCAACAUUGUUUCUUGUGCUGAUAUUCUUGCACUUGCCGCUGAAAUUUCAUCUGUUCUGGCUAAUGGUCCUGAUUGGAAAGUUCCACUAGGAAGGAGAGAUAGUUUAACAGCAAAUCGCACCCUUGCUAAUCAAAAUCUUCCAGGUCCCAAUUUCAACCUAACUCGACUUAAAUCUGCAUUUACGGCACAAAACCUCAACACUACAGAUCUAGUUGCACUCUCAGAAAUUGAGCUUCACCGAAUUCAAUUCAAAAGCCCAAACAACAAAAUGAAAAUGAUACCUAUUAUUGGUGAAGCUGAUUUGGCUAUGGGGAAUCAAGGUGCAGAAGAGAAUUGAAGAGCGGCGAGAUGUGUUGUGAGCCGGUGACGAAGCAGCAGAACGGAACCAAGGCUCGGUGAAGAGAGAGAGAGACAGCGCAGAACUAGGGCUCCUUGAGAUGCGGCGCGGAACUACGACUCUCUAAGAUGCAGAGACGGUGAUGGCAACGAGGAAGGGUUGAGAUCAAGAUCGCGAAAGUAGGGAGACGCGUGAGUAACAGAAGCAGCAGUAAAAAAAGAAGGUAAGAUGAAAGAAGGGAGAUGUCACCUGUAGAGCUUGUGCCCCUGCCGAGCUUGUGUCGAGCACUGGUGGAAGGCAGCCAAGGCUUGUGCCCCUGCCGAGCUUGUGUCGAGCACUGAUGCGAAGACGGUUACGACAUCGAGCAAGGGUUAUUGCGUUCACGAGAGAAGGAAAGGGAAAAGGAUUUCGCAAGUAGGGUUUUGAUAAAUUUGGGGAAAAAGGUUUUCAAUUUGGGUAGCGGUUCCGGUAACCGCUACCUAGCACCGAGAAAUUUUAUUUGAGUAGCGGUUUCAUUAUAAAAUUGAUUUUUUCUGUUUUUUUAAUGCUACAAGAUAGCUUCUUUCCAUAUUUUUUUUUUUUGCUAUAAGACUUGGGCAGCGGUAAACAGUGAACCGCUACCCCAUAGCCGCUGCCCAAAGCCAUUUUUGUGGUAGUGAGGUGGUCAUACAUUUGGAAGAGGUCAAUGCAGAUUUUUUGUGGACCGAUUAUACAAUUUUAGUGGCACUGGAAAUCCCGAUCCAUCUCUCAACACAACUUAUUUACAAACACUGCAAUCAAU
This is a messenger RNA of Lotus japonicus, 1664 nucleotides long. RefSeq names its product peroxidase C1A-like. The transcript is spliced from 4 exons. NCBI's taxonomy places the organism in Eukaryota, Viridiplantae, Streptophyta, Magnoliopsida, Fabales, Fabaceae. Gene Ontology annotation, biological process: response to oxidative stress. The record is from RefSeq and is a predicted model, not a curated record. The coding region runs from base 191 to 883 and encodes 230 amino acids. Gene Ontology annotation, molecular function: peroxidase activity; heme binding.